UUUAGUCAGUGGGAUGAAACGGAUCGCAGUAGGCUAAACCGGAGGAUCUAGCUGGCAUGUCCGCGUAAGACUUUGUUCUUUUAUAAUACAUUUGAAAAAACAGUCAAUCUCCACGCUGGGACAGGUGUUGCUGAACAGCUAACGUCCGGCUAUGAGAGUCCUCCUCCGGUGGUUGACGGCGCCUCCUGCAGGGAAGUGUUCACUCCCACAACGACAUGGCUGCUGCAGUCAGGAUGAGGACGUGGAGCUGUCCGACCAGAGGAGUUUUUUAUCCAUGGGCAGUCCUUUUUUUAGUUUUUCUCAGCACCUUAAAUGCGGUUGUUGCGGCACCAGAGACAGGGCUUUGGAAAAUCACAGUUGUAAAUACCUCAAGACCCCUGCUGUUAAGGAAAUCCAUGUAUAAAGACACUGACAUUGAAUUGAAAGUUGUGCGUUUUGGCUGUCCUGAGGAGGUGACCUUCGAUAUUCACUGGUAUUUAAAAUACUACCCCUGUCACAACGAAUUCAACAAUAUUGAAGAAAUGUACGGGAGAACAGCGCUGAGUCGCGGGGAGAGCCUGGAUCCAAAUCCCCUCGGACAAGGAGAGUGCAUUGAACACAGACACAGUAAAAUAACAUGUAACAGUGAGCUGCACUCCUUUCCAAUGCUCAAAAAAUCCAAGGCAGAUCCUCGUCCAGUUGUUCCGCCUGUUCAGGGUGAAGUUCCUGAUGAAAAAUGGAUUACUGAGGAGUAUGACAGCAGCAGCGCAGCCAAGAACAGCAGUGUAAACAUCCCUGACAACGUCAUAGCCACCACGUGGAAGGACGGGCCUUACCUGCUGGUUGUUAAGAUUGUGUCCAAUAAAGAGGAUGCCAACUGGAAUUUAACAGUUAAUGUGGUGAUGAAAAGCAGCCGUGGCUACAUUUCCAUCACAGAAUGGCCUCUCAUGAUUUUCUACAUGGUGAUGUGCAUCGUGUACAUCCUGUACGCCCUGCUCUGGUUUAUCUGGGCAGCGUGCUACUGGAAGGAUCUGCUGAGGAUCCAGUUCUGGAUAGCAGGGGUCAUAUUUCUCGGGAUGGUGGAGAAGGCCGUCUUCUGUGCCGAAUAUGAAAACACCAACGCUGUCGGCUCGGCUUCUCCAGGCUUGUUGAUCUUUGCCGAGCUGGUCUCUGCCCUGAAGCGGACUCUGGCUCGUUUGCUCGUCAUCAUCGUCAGCCUUGGCUAUGGCAUUGUAAAACCUCGCCUGGGGCAAGUGAUGCACAGAGUUGUGGGGCUCGGCAUCCUCUACUUUGCCUUUGCUAGCAUUGAAGGAGUCCUGAGGAUUACUGGGGCGAAAGACUCUGACUUGGCCCUGCUGGCCGACAUUCCCCUGGCUCUGCUUGACUCCUCUCUAUGCUGGUGGAUCUUUGUCAGCCUGGCACAAACCAUCAAGACUCUGAAGCUGAGGAGAAACCCCGUCAAGUUGUCUCUCUACAGGCACUUUACAAACACACUAAUAUUUGCCGUCAUUGCGUCCAUCAUUUUCAUGGGUUGGAUAGCGAAGAAAUUCCGGCUAGCAGAUUGCCAGUCUGAUUGGAUCGAGCUGUGGGUGGAAGAUGCUUUCUGGAGGUUCUUGUUCUCAGUCAUUCUGCUCGUCAUAAUGUUUUUGUGGAGACCCUCUGCAAACAACCAAAGGUACGCUUUCACACCUCUGAUUGAUGACUCUGACGACGAGGAGAUUGAGGAGUUCAUCGCCUCUACAAACAUUGCUGAUGGCAUAAAGUUGAGAUCUACUAAAAGUGAGAUGAAUGGCACAGGGAGGCCCGCCGAAGCCAACCCAGAGGAAGACUUGAAGUGGGUGGAGGAUAACAUUCCUAGCUCUCUUACGGAUGUAGCUCUACCUGUCCUGCUCGACUCAGAUGAGGAAAUCAUGACGACCAGAUAUGAGAUGUCAAAGCUGGAGUGAGGCAAAACAUUUCCAGACAUGGAGGAAGAACAAAGAAGCUGUCCCUGACUCUGCAGCAGAGUUUUCUGCAGGAUUUCCAGUCGGGUGGUGGUGGAGUGCUAUUUAGUUCUUCAGGGGUACUUCCCGUAAGGCUUCUACUUCGCAGGGUGGUGGUGCAGGCCACAGUUUAGGGGGAGCUCUGCUCAGUUCCUCAACUUCUCAAGAGCAAAGGACUCUACCAGAGGACAACUUGUCUUUUCACUGACCAGCUUGUUCACCAUUUCCCUGAUUAUUAUCAGUUUUGAGCUUUUCUUUCCAAAGAGAAUUUCAUGUUUCAUUUUAUAUUAAGUGCUGUAUUUAUUUAUGUUAUGUUCAUGUGGAUUUAUUUUAUCAGAGGAUUAAGAACAGUGGGCCUCAUGCAUGAGCAUACUUUCAAAUAUACGUUAAGUGUCUUUUUUUUGCGGGGAAUCUCGAUGUUAUUGGUUAGUUGUUAAGAUACUUUAAUUUAUUAUGGGGAAAUAAUUAAAAGGCCUUUCUUUUCCCCAUCAGAAGCAUUCAUGAAGUUCAGUAAACUAUGUCUUUUUCACACUUCUUUUUCGUUUUGUUUCCAACAUUAAAAUCUGAGACGAGAAACACGUUGACUUUGAAUAGAACAGAUCAAAGCUUUGAACAUCACAGCUGGGACUACAUGGCGUUCUUGUAUGACGCCUAAUGUGUUCAGGUAGUUGAGAACAAUAUGUAUGAAUGUAUGUUCAUGUCUACAAGCGCCCACAGUGUUGGUGUAGGAUAAGUGAGGGGGGGAUGAAUUGGGGAUGUGCGGUCAUGUUUUGAAUCUACCGUGUGUGUGUGUGUGUGUGUGUGUGUGUGUCUGUCAUCUGAAAUGAGCAGCAAUAUACCGUUUCAUUUAAAAUGUUAAAUCCUUUCAUUAUUUAUUUGUCUUUUAAGUGUACUUAUAAGUUGUUGAAGAGUUUCUUCGCCCAUGUUUACUCCCCAAGUGUGUUCACAAUGUGUCCUUCAAUUUUUUUAAUGCAUUGGAUCCCAAACAAUUUCAAAAUGUAUGAGGCGAAUAACAAACUGUAGCUUGUUUCUUAUUGCUUUGCAUUGUUUGCUUUCUUUGCUGAUAAAAAACACUAAUCAUUGUGGUGCUUUCACAAACCUCUUAAUAACAUUCAUGUUCUGUCAAAUGAGUCUUAUUUUCUUCUGAAAACGGUUUUCCUGUUGUUUUUUUUCGUCUGUGUGGAUUUGGAGUUUGAACACCGUUUUCAUGUGUCGUCGAUGUAACGGCAGGACUUCUCUGUCGAGGCCGUUUCAUGUUAUGACACAUUAGGUAAGGUGUGUGGUUAGCCCAAGCACAAGCUGAUCACUUUGGUUUAUAAUGUCCCUGUUCUGUUUUUUUUUUUUUAUUGGUUGGAAACCUGGAAGAAUUGUGUUUAUGAUGGCAAGCUGUCCGUCUGUUAUAUAAAACUGCAGACACCUGCAGUGGACCUCAAUUUAUUUGUACAGAUGAAUUUUGGCUGAUUCCUGUUAUUUCAUAAUUCCACAGGUGGGGAGGUGUCUGGAUUUGUUAUGGGUGUCACAAAAAACUUUUCAUACCAGCAGUGUUCUUCUCUCUUCCUUCUCAGGAGGUGUGCACACUCAGAUUAAAUAUUAAUAUUGAACACAGGAGAAUGUUUCCUGGGCUAUGAUUUUCAGUAUUAAUUUGGGAAAUAAAAAAAUAAAACAUUUUAACACGA
Messenger RNA from Cottoperca gobio, 3637 nucleotides. RefSeq names its product transmembrane protein 87B (gene tmem87b). Gene Ontology annotation, cellular component: Golgi cisterna membrane; Golgi apparatus. Gene Ontology annotation, biological process: retrograde transport, endosome to Golgi. NCBI's taxonomy places the organism in Eukaryota, Metazoa, Chordata, Actinopteri, Perciformes, Bovichtidae. The record is from RefSeq and is a predicted model, not a curated record.